CGUCCAGUCAAGUGAAGAAUCUCAGCUAUCUUCGCCGAUGGAUUCAUCAUUCGAUUCUGUUGCAUUCCAAAAGCUCUCACAAUUCCAAUCAUCGUCUUUUGAAAAGCAACUACCUCUGGAACGCAAAACCAACUUUAUCUUUUAAGCGUAACCAUGAAACUCUCUGCUGCCCUCCCCGCCCUCUUUCUCCCUGCUGCCAUCAGCGCCCAAGGUGUCCAACCUGAUGCCCGUAUCAAAGACUGUUACUUUGUCAAAUAUUUUGGCUCUGGUACCGACUUGAGUGCCAGCGGUGUGGUCGACUUUAACGUUGUAACUGGUGCAGACGUCGUUUGCCACACUGCCUGUAAGAGAGGCGAGGAAACCUCUGUGGGCUACAACUUUGGUGGUGCCACCACCGGUAGUGGUGAUACUGCUACGGAUGUUGACCCAGAUUGUACCAUGAAAACAGAAUUUACUGCAACUGCAGACUCGACCUCGUUGGGCUGGUCCAUUUCCUUGCCUCUCGAAUACAAGAAGGUGGUCAUGGCAUGCUACUGCACUGACGACGGGACUGACUUGACUAUUGACAAUAUUGAGGCAACCAUCGAUGAUAUCGAGGAAACCUUUGAUAACUACCUCAAUGAAGUUCAGGAUUACAUCGAGAAUAACGCUGGAUCUCUGGGUGAUGGCUGCUUCUCUGAAGACAUGACAGUCCAGGUCCUCCACAAGGGGGAGGUCGCUAUGAAGGAUCUUGAGCUAGGUGACAAAGUCUUGACCGGAAAAGACACAUAUGAGCCUAUCUACACUUUUGGUCACCGCAAGACAGACUUCCAGAAGGAAAUGUACCAAAUCUACACCGAUGGAACCAGCAAGCCCCUGGAGAUGACAGGCAAUCAUAUGGUCAUGGCCUUGGAUGCCAAGGGGCACACCCAUUCCACACGUGCUGAUCACCUUGAAGUGGGCGACGAGCUCUUUCAUGUUGAGUACCAGAAGAAAGUUACAGUGACUGCAGUCCAAACAGAGAAGAAGAAGGGAUUGUACAUGCCCCUCACUCCCAGUGGUGAAAUUGUGGUCAAUGGAAUCCUUGCCUCCAACUACAUUUCCAUCUCGGACACUGCCCCAGGUGUUGUAGAACAUUCUCAGAUGUUCUUCCCAAUGAAUGAACAGACUUUGUCUCAUUGGUGGAUGAGCCCUGUCCGCAUGCUAUGCAUGGGAGUCACUUCUGGCUUUUGCAGCAAUGGAUUUGAGGGAACUUCUGCAUAUGAAACUCAGGAGGGAGACGAAGGUAUCCUUCCCUGGUUGUUGAUGGGGCGUCACUUUGCUCAUGUUGCCGAGAACCAGCCAACUCUGGUCAGGUUCAUGCUGGGAGUCCCUACCUUCUUGCUCUUUGGAUUGUUCAAUGUUGUGGAACAUGCCUUCCUCGGUCCUGCCUAUGCGCCUUUCCUCUUCAUGGCGGCCGUUGCCUUGGUGGUCGCCCUGAAGAAGAAGUUGGCCAAUGGUGAAAGCAGCUUUGAAACAUCUGCUGGAUACAACUUGUUGAACAGUGUGGUCUAAGGUGUUUGAACGUUUUCAGAAUGAUUGGAAAGAGGGCAUGAUGUGAUUAGUAAUAGCAAGAGAUCGAAUAAUAACCCUUUAGAAAGUUGAGUGUUGGUUGUG
This is a messenger RNA of Seminavis robusta, 1635 nucleotides long. NCBI's taxonomy places the organism in Eukaryota, Bacillariophyta, Bacillariophyceae, Naviculales, Naviculaceae. The record is from the annotation of a GenBank genome assembly.